Colletotrichum costaricense is the source of this 501-nucleotide messenger RNA. RefSeq lists its product as uncharacterized. Bases 1 to 501 code for a protein of 166 amino acids. The transcript has a single exon. The record is from RefSeq and is a predicted model, not a curated record. Lineage: Eukaryota; Fungi; Ascomycota; Sordariomycetes; Glomerellales; Glomerellaceae.
AUGGUGGUGGUCUGGCUGACACCCUGGGUCUCGCCUCUCGUCUAUAGUGCCUACUUGUAUGGUCGUUCCGUUCCCGCCAACCAUGUCGUCGCGCAACGUCCGAAACCAGUUACCGGUUGCCGGAAAUCUAUCACCCAGCCCCCCAAAGAAUCUGCAACGACACCAAAAGGUUUGGGCGAAAAGAUGAAUUGCUCAAGUUUCCGCCGAUGGCUUCAUUCACAUUGGUCUUUACCCCGCUUCUUCAUCAAAGCACUCAAUUCCUUCAAUGGCUUUCGGCUCAUGUGCAUCAUGUAUAGGCAACGCCAGGGCCAUUCGAACGUGCGUAUGGCAGGGGGAGGGAGCAGCGCGGUAAAUCGCAGUACGAUUCUCUUUUUCCUAUCCCUCCCCCCACCAUGGCAACUGCUCUCGGAUCACAUUGCCCACGCACUGGCGGUUCGCGCUUUGCAUAUCGGGAGAGCAUGGUGCGGGCGCCCAUCAGAAAGUUUCCGGAAGGUGAUAUGA